UUCAUCUCUUGUUGCGACUGACUUCCGCAGUUGAACGGAAAACUUGGCAGGCACACUGCCGACUAAUUACGACCAAAUUAAAUAAAUAAACGCAACUAAUAUGGACAGUUAACAAAAUGUGUAGAGCGAAACGCAACAAAGAGCACACGCCCAGACCGGAGUGAUACGAAUAUCACGUUUUUUUUUUAUGUUGGUUCCGAUUGAAGAGUGUGGUGCAAAAGAGGCAGAGAGGCUCUAUAUAGGAGUUGUGGAGCGCGAAGUGUGUGUGGAGAGUGGAAAGUAAAAGUGGCGGUGCCUGUCUCUAUACGUGUGUGCGAGUGCCAGUGUUAGUGUGUGUGUGUGUUGACGCGUUUGUUUGUGACGGUGUGUGCCGAAAAAGAAGUUGCAGAAACAAAAUCGGCGACGGCGAGGAGUUACGCAAAAAAAAAAACAAGAUACCCAAAUAGCAAUCACAACGAAGGAUAUUGUGCAAAAGAAAACAACCUCGGAUUUUGCCCACUGCCGCGAGUUAGUGCUAAAGUGGUUUGAGUGUAAAAAAGCGACUAAGUGAGCGAGGGAAAGGAGUGGCGUGAAGAGGAGCCGCGGACCAAGCGUAGCGCAGUGCGUGCGAGCGAGCAAGAGCGACCGGCGCAAUGAGCAGCAUUGUUGGCGAGAAUCACGGCACCACCAGCCUCCCACACCCUACACCACCACCCGCCGCCGCCACCACAGUGGUGGUCAGCAGUAGCGUCUCCAGCAGCGCUGGCGGAGGGGGAGGUGGUGUCGUCAUGGGCGUAACCACCGCCAACGGUCCGCGCGUAGUCACCAUUUACAAAACUGAAACGGGCUUCGGCUUCAACGUGCGCGGCCAGGUGUCCGAAGGCGGGCAGCUGCGGUCCAUUAACGGGGAGCUGUACGCACCGCUGCAGCACGUGAGUGCCGUGCUGGAAAAUGGGGCGGCGGAGAAGGCUGGCAUUAAGAAGGGCGACCGCAUACUGGAGGUAAAUGGCGUCAGCGUGGAGGGAGCCACACACAAACAGGUCGUGGAUCUGAUCAAAUCCGGCGGCGAUUGCCUAACGCUCACGGUGAUAUCGGUGACACAGCAGGAGGCCGAUCGUUUGGAGCCGCAGGAGGAUCAGAGCGGUUACUCCUACAUUGACUACUCGGACAAGCGAUCGCUGCCCAUCAGCAUUCCCGACUACGGAAUCAUCAAUAGGAAUGGCGAGCGCUACAUCGUCUUCAACAUACACAUGGCCGGUCGGCAACUGUGCUCGCGUCGGUACCGGGAGUUCGCCAACCUGCACUCGCUGCUGCGCAAGGAAUUCUCCGGAUUCAACUUUCCAAAACUACCCGGCAAGUGGCCCUUCCAGCUCAGCGAACAGCAGCUGGACACACGGCGUCGCGGCCUCGAGCAGUAUCUGGAGAAGGUCUGCGCUGUCCGAGUGAUUGCCGAGAGCGAUGCCGUGCAGGACUUUCUCACGGACACCGAAGACGAUAUAUCCGCCGCGCCGGUGGAUAUCAAGGUGAUGCUGCCCGACCAUGAGGUGAGCACGGUGUCGGUGAAGAAGUCCUCCAACGCCCAGGUUGUGUGGGAGAUCCUAGUGCAGCGCGCCAACCUCACCGCCUACACGCAGCAAUAUUUCUACCUGUUCGAGAUCGUCGAGUACAAUUUCGAGCGGAAACUGCAGCCGCACGAGAUACCACAUCAGCUAUACGUGCAGAACUAUAGCACCGCCUCCUCUACCUGCCUGUGCGUGCGCCGAUGGCUGUUCUCGGUGUCCAAGGAACUGACGCUGCCGGACGGGGAGCAAGCGGGUCGCUUUAUCUUCUAUCAGGCGGUGGAUGAGGUGAAUCGUGGGAAUAUCCGAGCGGAUGGCCGCCUCUACGAGCUGAAGGCGCUUCAGGACGCCAAGAAGGCGGUCGAUUAUUUGGCCUUGGCCCGCACACUGCCCGGCUACGGGGAUGUGGUCUUUCCCCACUGCUCCUGUGAUAGUCGCAAGGAAGGACACGUGGUGCCCGCCGUGGGCAUGAAGAGCUUUCGCCUGCACGCAUGCCGCGAGGAUGGCUCGUUGGAGGCGCAAAUGGUCGAGCUGACCUGGGACAGCAUCACCCGCUCCGAGAGCGACGAGGAGUCCAUGUCAUUUUGCUUUCAGUACAAUCGUCCAGACAAGCCGGCACGUUGGGUCAAAGUCUACACGCCAUAUCAUGCAUUCCUUGCGGACUGCUUUGAUCGGAUCAUGGAGGAGCGCAAGUGGGAGGACAGCGGCGACUAGGGAAGGCGCAAAGACCAGGAUAUGGAGAGCGGGAAAGGAAAGGAGCCGAGGAAGCGUCGGCAGGAAGCACAGUUUAUUACAAAGCCAUGCAGGCGGGCCGAGACUUUGCACAUUUUUCGUUAGAUCGGGGAUUAUAGCUUGGCUGGCUGGCCAUAUCCUCUGCCCUCUUACAUACAUAAAUAUUGUAAAGUAUAUCUUGAUUUGUGCAGGGACGACUAGCAAUGGUAUUCGGCAAGGGUUAACAGCAAAGAAUAAGAAAUGUUUCAAAUGUUUUUCGGCACUUUCUUAGCACAUAAAGCAACAAAAGCAGGCACCAAUUUAGAUCAAGCAGAGCAUGAACCGACGAUUCUCAUUACAUACAUACAGUACAUAUAAUAAAAUAUAUAGAGAUGAAUAUAUAUAUAUAUAUACAUAUGUUUAAGCCAACCUCAGCGUAUAUUUAAUUCACACCAUGUUCCCCGAUUUGCCCCACAAUAGUCUCUGUUUUGUUCUUACAGAAAGGCAAGACAAAUGUAAAAAGUCAAUUUUAAACAUGCAUACAUUAUUCGAUAUGUAAUGUAUAUAUAAUAUAUGUAUAUACACAAUACAUACGCAUAAAUGUUUACCAACAAAUCGUGCACAGAACGAACUCAAAGGCGACUCAAAUAGAAGAAAGCAGAGAAACAAGGGGAUGUGUGGACAUGGGAAAGUGUAGAAGCAUAAAAUCAAUUUAACGAUGAUCAUGUUGAAAUUAUUGUACUCAUUCAAAAUUGUUAGUUAAAUCUAAGCAUUACGUUAAUAGUUAUUAUACAAUAACGAAGGGAAAGCACUCAAAAACCAAACUCAAAUUCAACUUGGACGGAGGCGGCGGCAGGGCUUCUUCACACACGACGCAAAGAGCAUUAAACACACGAAAAACAAACAAAAAUUAAUUGAAAGCACUGCAUAUUUAUAAAGGGAAGAAUAACAAAUGGCAUAUAGGCAUAUAUACAUAAUACAUUUAUCAACGAUGCAAGUGAAGUCUGCUUGUGAUAUUUACAAUUUACACAAUUAUAAUUAUUAAU
Molecule: messenger RNA, 3295 nt
Organism: Drosophila serrata
Lineage: Eukaryota; Metazoa; Arthropoda; Insecta; Diptera; Drosophilidae
Gene: Snx27
Product: sorting nexin 27
Biological process (GO): signal transduction; intracellular protein transport; endocytic recycling
Cellular component (GO): early endosome
Molecular function (GO): phosphatidylinositol-3-phosphate binding; protein binding
Source: RefSeq, a predicted model, not a curated record